CCGGGCGGCGGGGGUGGCCGUUUAAAGUGGCGCUCGCGGCGCGAGGGGGAUGGCGGAGCUGUCGGACUACCCGCCCUUCCAGCUGGGGAAGCCCCGCUUCGAGCAGACUUCGUUUUAUGGACGAUUCCGGCAUUUCUUGGAUAUCAUUGACCCACGCACUCUCUUCGUGUCUGAGAGCCGUCUCAAAGAAGCAGUGCAGUUGCUGGAGGAUUAUAAACAUGGGACCUUACCCCCAGGAGUCACCAACAAAGAGCUGUGGGGAGCUCAAAAAAUAAAGCAGGCCAUCAUACAUCCUGAUACAAAUGAGACUAUCUUCAUGCCUUUCAGAAUGUCAGGUUACAUUCCUUUUGGAACACCCAUCGUUGUUGGUCUUCUCUUGCCAAACCAGACGCUGGCAUCCACUGUUUUUUGGCAGUGGUUGAACCAGAGCCACAACGCAUGUGUCAACUAUGCAAACCGAAAUGCAACAAAGCCUUCUCCGACAUCCAAGUUCAUCCAGGGCUACUUGGGAGCUGUCAUAAGUGCUGUCUCAAUAGCCGUGGGCCUUAAUGUUCUGGUUCAGAGAGCGAACAAGUUUACCCCAGCCACCCGUCUCUUGAUCCAGAGGUUUGUGCCAUUCCCUGCUGUAGCUAGUGCCAAUAUCUGCAACGUAGUCCUGAUGAGGCACACAGAGCUGGAAGAGGGGAUUGAUGUCCUGGACAAUAAUGGAAACAUCGUUGGAUCUUCCAGAAUUGCUGCCAAACACGCACUGUUAGAGACAGCCUUGACUAGAGUGGUCCUGCCAAUGCCUAUACUGGUUCUACCUCCAAUUAUUAUGUCCAUCCUGGAAAAGACGUCUCUCCUGCGAUCCCGUCCCCGGAUGAUCCUCCCAGUGCAAAGCCUUGUGUGCCUCGCUGCCUUUGGCCUGGCUCUCCCCUUGGCCAUCAGUCUCUUUCCACAGAUGUCUGAGAUUGAGACAUCACGACUCGAGCCAGAAAUCGCAAUGGCCACUACCAGUAAGACUGUUGUCUACAAUAAAGGAUUGUAAGUGGCAGUGGAUCCUCUCUGCAUGGAAGAUUUGGGGAGGGGAAGGGAAAAACUCGCAAUUACUAUUGGGGAGGGGAAAAAAGAAAAAAACAAACAGCAAACAAUAGAACUCAGAGAUAGUAACAUAUUACCACCCUCGAGAACGGGGAGUACAUUAACACUUUCAGAGAACUGACACCUCGCAUCGGUCGAAAAGAUUAAUAUUAAAAGUUUUAAAUUAGCAGCAGGAACAAAAAAAAAAAAAUGACAUUCAAACACAUUAGAGAACUAGCUGACAAAUAACGUUCUGAAUUUACAGCGCUGCGUGGAAGGAAGUUUAAUGAUACAUGUGUGCGGUUAUGCCUAACUCUGCGUGAAGGUAGACUACACAAGGCAGUUUUGGUUUUAAUAAGAAUUAAAUCUCCACACUGUUGGAUGCUGCACAGACAUAAUUCCAUAGAAAUCGAUCGGUGCAUGAAUUAGUGCUAGAUAGGGUGUCUGAUGAGGGUACGGUAUUGAUUAAAUGUCAGUCUUGCACCAAGAAUCAUAAAGAACGGGGAAAAAAACAAUUCUCCACGUUUAGAUUGUAACACUUGGAUUUUAAUCAAAUAGUGCAAUGAAGGUCAGAGCCUGUGUCCCCUCCCUCCCUCCCCUGCAAACAACUAGAGUGAUUUUUUUGCCAUUUCAUAGACUUGCAAGAAAUUCUGUGUGAGCCGAAGACAUUGGUACAGUCACAGUGUCUUCCCCAAGAUAGAAAGAUAAGGGACAAUUGCCCAGUUGCAAAGCACCGGGCAGGAAAGAAAUCCUCUAGUGUAAAGAAAACAGAUCCAUUCUUUUAACUUUGCACAGAUCUAUAAUUAACCAACUUCUGUUCUCAUUUACAUUGACAAACACCAAGAGUAACUUUCUGUUGGCUGCAGUGAAGUCAUGCUGUUAGAAGAACUGAGAGCAGAAUACAACCUCGUAAUGAAGGGCCCGAUCUGGUAUAAACGGUCAGAGCCCCGUUGGUUUUAUUGGAAUUCUGCUGAUUUACAUUGUCUGAGGGUCUGAGUCAUAAAGUCAACCCCAUCCUAAUCCCUUUUAUACCAGAGUAACUGCAGCCAAAGGAUGCAGAUUUCUGAAUGAGGUUAUGUCGAUUAGAAUUUGUCUUGCUUUUGCAUUUUAUCACUGCAGAAGAUGAAAAUUAAAAAGAUCUUGAUCAGAAGCCAGAUGCGAUGGCGAGGGGCACAAUCCAAGUGCAUGUAUUAUACUAAUCUGUUGGGAUUUGGGGUUCUUUGGGGGGUGGUGGUGGGUUGUGCAAGGGAAAUCCAAUUGCCACUGAUGUAGAAUGUAUAUAAAUGGCAAUAUAUGAAAGUGAGAGACCUAAAUCAUCAGUGUGUUACUUCCAUUUUGUUGUUUGUCUAACUCCUCUCUGGAGUCACAUCAGUGUGCAAUGGGAGUUACUCAGUCGUGGGUCAAACCCCAGGGGCUGAUCCUGCUCCCGUGCUGGGGGUAAAAUCAGGGGUAACCACACUGGAAUCAGUGGAGUUACACAAAAUAAAAACCACUCACAGUGGGAAGAGACUCUGUCUCACAGCAUUUUGUCCAUCCCUAGGGUGGUGAGUAUGCGAGGUCAUGCUCUCUGUUGUGCUAGUGUAAAUCCAGAAUCAUUUCACUCCAAUUGAUGAAAUCAUCCUGGACGUACAGCCUGGUAACAGCAGAAUGAGACGGCCUCAGUUUCUUCUAAUGCACUAGAUGAUAUGAAUGUACACCUCACACCAAGUGAGGUAGCCCACGUCUGCUGAGUAACAACCAGGUAUAAGUCAUUUAGGGAGAAGAGAGACUGGAAGAGUUGUGUUCUGCCAAAGCAGAGGUUUACAAUGAAUAGUGAGGAUAGGCGUACAGUGGUGCUAAGAAUGGUUGGUGGAGCCGACGUGAUGAAGCACAUUCCUCCAGGGCACGGGUUUCAAAUGGACACAUCGGGCCUGUUUCUCCACUUACACUGUUGUAUGUGCCAUUGUGACUGUCCUGAUAAACCUGGGAGAGAAGCAGCUAGAGCCCAGCGCUGUGACGGUGGUGUGCACCUCGUGUGAGUGCAUGCAGAAGCAUCCCACUGAAUUAUACACAAGACACGCUGGGCUCGGUCUUCAGCUGGGGCACGGUGGUGUAGUGCUCUUGGAUCUCUGCUGAUUUAGCCCCUCUGCUUUAGCCCGAUUUGUGCACUCUCACACUUUGUGUCAUCAUUCACACCAGCGCCCAUGCAGGUCAGUCAGAGACUUUCUAUUGACUUCUUCAGGCUUAGAGUCAGACCUAAGGCAAGUGCCCAGUUCCUACCAGUUUGGCUUGCUUGCCGUCAACACCCACACUGGUCCGGCAUCUAAGAUGACACGGGAUGAUGCAGCCCAGAAUCAAGCCCACUGAUCCCGACCAGCGUGUAACUGGAUCACAGCGGCAAUGAAAGAGAAUAUAGCCAGGCUUGCCUCUCUAGCUGAACGAGACAGAGAGAGGGCCAGUUUCUGUUAACUGAUCGGGUGCCGAAGUGUGAUUGUGUUCCACCUCGUUCAAGUCCUGAACAUCCAUUCAUGCAUCUACUUUUGGAACACGCUGUCAUCUGGCACUUAAGAUUCAUUCACAAAAAAGCAGUGCGGAGGAGGAGGAGGGCGCACCCAGCUUUUGUGUUAACUGUACUCAAGCAGGAUGGAAGAGUCACAGUUAAGUGCCUAAGUACUUUACAUAGCUAACAGGUGGAAUAGAGUCCGGCCCAGGAUGUGCAAAGAGGGGAACACAAAAACCCAAGUUGCUGGUGAGCGAUGCAAACAGAGCUUUGCACUGAUGCAGAUCACCGCAUUAGCACAGCAGAAAAUGGGACUUUUCAUUGCUGUAUUGAUCAGACUCGAGACAAACCCGGUUCCCAGGACUGGCGGACACUAGUGCGUGCGUGCGUGCGCAAAUCGUGGAGAAAAACCAUGUGCCGAAUAAACGAAACAGCUAAACUGAGCCUCAAGUUAAUCUGAAUUUCCUGAUGAUCCUAAGGAAUGUGAAGCCAUGUUGCGUCUUACUGUAGAGAGGGCAACCUGCCUUCUUCAUUGUUCUGAACUGAAGUGAAAGUCGUGGAAAAAAUCAGCCUCUCGUGUUAGCAGUGAGAACUGUCCUGGUUGUGUUUUCUGUCAGCGCUGAUCAUUUUCUGUGCCACAGGGUUUUGUCACCGUUUGAACCAUUCUGCUGAAAUCCUGCCAAGAUCGCUUGUAGGAGGGGUUAACUGAGUCAUCUGAGGCUGGGGAGGGGAUGGAAACGAAUACCUCUCUUUGCAGUGAUACUGCUGGGGGGAGGUGGGGAUGAUUUGUUUUUACAUCAUAAUUACUGAUCAAAGAUUCCAGUAGUUGUGAACUCGAGCUACCUGCGGGGCUGCAGAUGGCGUGAGUAAUGCUCAACAUGCACAGCUAAUUGCAAUGCACGGUAGAAAAAUAUUCAAGGAUUUGCUCACUGCAUUUUUUGUAGGGAGAGAUACCUGAGGAAAGAAAGACGAAAACCCAGCAAGUGUUGCAUAUGUUAAAAGUCAAACUUUGUUUAUGUUUCAUGAAGGAGGCAGCAGGCUUCAGUUCAGUGCUUCACAGGUACUUAAUAGAGGCAUUGCUGAGGAUUGCAAUGUUUUAAAGGAAAAUAGAACUGGACCUUCAUCCUACAUUUCAACCAGAGGGCCAAUGCUGGUUUCCCACUAGUGUAAGGAAUAGAUCUGUUGAUGUCAAAGGAGUUACGCUGCCUGUCUGGCAUGAAGGGGGAUCAAAAUCCAGUGCCAAGCCAGAAGAGUGACAGCAGAAGGGUCAAGAGGGAUGUUCCAGAUUGAUUUUCCUCCACUGAAUCAGAGCAGGGGGUUGGACUCGACGAUCUAAUAGGUCCCUUCCAACCCUAGAAAUCUAUGAAAUCUAUGAAUCCCUAUCAAAUGUGCUCAGUUUGCGUGUAAGAAAGUGGGGUCCACACCGGUGCCAGCGAGGCCGUGCUGAUUUACGGCCACGGGAGAGAUGACUUGCCCUUGUUCUACCCCUGAUUUCUGCAAAUGCAGCUUAGGGUCUAAAAGGCCAACCUGUUCUUCUCUGCCACAGGUUACGUCACUGCAGUGAGUCAGGACCUGCUGAAUUCUUGUCAGCGAGAUGUGCCAAGCUUAUUCUCCCUUAAUUACAGUGCUAACAGGAGUAAUCAGGCAGACAGCGGGCAUGUCUACACAAGGCGCUGACCGUGGAGUUAUCUAAUUAGCUGUGCAGUAAACAUCUCAGCGUCUACAUGUGCAGCCCUAUUAGGCAGCAGUAAACUAAUACCGCCGUAGGAUAGUGCUUGUAAAUAAGUCCUAGUGCGCAGCAACACGUGUAGACGCUGAUGGGGCUGGCUGGGGCAUGAGGAUGCUUCAGUGUGGGGGCUAGCCCUGCACCGGAGCAUCCUUGUGCCCCAACCAGUUCCUCUGCAGCACACUGAGCCAGGUCUGGGCAGCCCCGGGGCGGCAGGCUGACCCCCCAGACCUCCUGCCGGUCAAGGCUGCUGCGACCCAGCUCAACGUGCUGCGGUUCUGGGCACAGGUUCAAACAGCUGCCUGGGAGCAGUAAAUUCCAGCGCGAUAUGCACUGGAGUUUCUUGCUUCAAAUUAAAUGCACGUGUAGACGCACCCAGUGACCCUUUAACGCCGAUUAAGUACUAGCAAUGAUCUCUCUUUCCUAAACCUUAUUAAAAUAAAACGCAGACAUUUCUUAUGUUGUGCUUAACUCAGGAACUUAAACCAGAGAGGAACUGAGCAUCUGCUACUCACUCCUAUGAUUUCUGCUAGAAGUUACAGAUCCCACCACCUCUGGAUUUGGCCUACGGUGGAUAUAUUUGAUUUCAGAAGAAGGAGAUAACAAUUAGCCUGAUCUAAACUUCUCUGAUAUAUCACGUUCCCAUUAUGUUAUACAUAGCCACAAAACUAUUACGACUGUUUUCUGGAAUGGUCCGGGUCCACUCAGUUAUUUAGAGUUCGUCUCCCACUGUAAUAGUUACAGCUUAAACGGGAGCUAGGAUCUGAACCCCACCUAUAUGCCUGGCUGCCAGCUAUCAAACCCUCCGUUUUGGGCAGCAGAGGAUGCAGCAUGUGAGACAUGAAACACACACCGUGCUCUCUCGGAGAGGAUUUACUUCUCUUCAUCCUUCCUUAGUUGUCUGAGAUCCUGCUGUCAUUACGAGAGUCCUACUGUGUCUUUUUUCUCCAAGGAACACCCUGCCUCGUUCGACGUGAGUGGCAAUUAUUGUCUGUGAAGGGGAAGUAAACAAGGAAAGAAGAAGAGCAAAGGGCCUGGAGGAAGGCAGCAUGCGCAUGUCCUCUGUAAUGCACUGCAUGUACUCUGCGGCAGAAUGCAGAGCAGGCAGACGCCGUAGAAAUGCAAAGGUGUGACAUCUAGGAAACAAUCGUAAUAGGGGCACCAUUACAUAUUUUACAGGUUUCCUUCAGUUGGACCAAACCAAACCCCUGGAUCUCAAUACUUUCAGUGGUGAAAUAUUUAUGAAGCCAAAGCUGAACGUGAAUUUUGGAACAGAAAGCCAUCUCUAGUAGCAGCCUUCCUCAGACUGCAACCAAUGUGUGUUAUUAGACUUCGAGGUUACCCUCUUGGCUUAGUGCUCAGGUGACCUGGAGUAGCUGCAGAAGCAACUCGACUCAGUCCUACCCAGGAGCCCUCCUCUUUUCUUCCCCUUAAGUUAGCUGGGGGAACAAAGAGUGCUUGAUGCCAGGAUCCAAACCAUCAAGUGAUGGAUUUAAAUGACAGCACGGCCAUAGAGAAUCACAGGGGCAGUCUCUCACGGAGUUGCGGAGGGGCAGUGCGAGGAGGAGUUCCUCUUAACCCUUGGCAGUAAAAGUUUCCGUGGCUGCUCUCCACGCUUCUAGAUUCAUGCUCCCAUCUUCCUAGCAAAAGUGUUAGCAGCACUGGGCUCUUCCUGAGCAGGUGAUAGAAGCAGGUGCUUCUGGAAAUCCCACUAAGCGAAUGGAAAUCAUCCAGCUACACAGACAGCACCUGCCAAUGUACCUUUUAUGCAACAGAUUUUCCACUUCCCAGGGAUGAAAAGCCAGGUUCACUGCUUCCCUCCCUCCUCCAGGGGUUUUUCAUCACCAGAAAUACCCGAAGCCACUCAGCACAUCUGGUCUGCACUGUUCCAGGUUUUAUUUGUCCCUGGAUGUUGCAUUUGUAGCCCUCACCAACAGGCAGGCAUGGGGAUCUGACUCAGUGUUGAGUAAGGCAGUUAUUAUCCAACUGUUCUCUGUAAUACCCCCUGCUAGACAUUAUGGCUAAUGAGGGUACUCCUCCCAGCUUGGUAACGAGGAAUAGCUCCAUUUAGGAGCUAAUGGUUUAGCAUUUAGGUCUAAUGCCUCUGUGGUGACUGGGCUGAACGAGGCACAACAUCUGGUCCGUGAUGUGGAGACAUCUUUAGCAGAGCACUUGGGUCAGCCUCCAUCAGCAAAGGCCCAGUAUAUUCCUUAACAUCUAUUGCAGAAGUGCCUGGAAGACACCAGCCAUCAGAUUGGGUCCUCUGCAGGGUGGACAGCAGCACGAGGGGGGAGAUUUGGGGCCAUCCAAGGAAAAACCCAUGCAACCAGCCUGAGGAUGUUGGAGAUGGAUUUGCCCUGUUCUUUUCACCAUUGCUGCUCCCAGAGAUUCACAUCAGGCCCUGGUCACAUCCUGAUGAGUGGGAGCAGUCACUAGGAAGCCACCAAGACCUCUGAGGGCAGAACUUGGAGCUGUGCCCUUCCAACUCCCACGGCAGCUUCUGCACGCUGUGGUCUGCCCCGGGUACACAUCUUCCGCUCUUCUUCUUCUUCUUCUCAUGUCUUUGUCAUAAACUAGAUGUUUUCCAGAAUCAUGCACAAGCGAUGGCUCUUUCCAUUGCUGCAGCGAGGUCCUUCUUCAUACGGGUCUCACCAAGGAGUCAGCAAAUGAGCAUGUGCUCCAUAGGCAGCAUUUCACCGCACUCGCAUAUAUUUGUGUCCUUAGAGUACUCUCAUUUGAUCAUGUUUGUUUUUGCUCUGAGCAUUUGCGUGCAGAGGUGAUUCAGGUAUCACUGUGUUGGCCAGUCUAGAUCUACCCCUCUUGGCAGGUCCUUCUGGGGUUCCGGGUCCAUUUUGCAGCACCUGGUUGCACGUAGUUUUUCCUUCCAUAACCUCAGUCGCACCCUGUCAGCCGUUGUGUCCAAUGGCACAACACUGGUCACAAAACUCGUUCAUGUUUUAAGCCAUGUAGUCACUUAUUUGUCAUCACAGAGUGGAUGUCUGGGGUCUUCCAUCUGCCGUGAUCUUUCUCUUUGGGUCGCUAGCUUUCCUCUGAUAUCAGGUAGUGCAGUGCAGUGCCAGCCAGUAGGUACAGGCUGUCUUUUGGAGUUGGCUUUAGACAUCCUGUUAUUUCACGACAGCUGUCAUUGAGAGCUGGGUCUGUUUUCUUGGCAUGAACUGAUCGUUCCCAGACUGGACAUGCAUACUUUGGAGUGGAGUAACACAAGGCAGUAGCAGUGGUUUGUAACGGAGCUAGGUUCGCUCCCCACUUUGAGGUGACCAGCUUUUACAGUAAGGUGUUGCGGGCGCUGACUUUCCCUUUCAUCUUCUCUGCACGUGCUUUGAAUGGAAGUGUUCAGUCCAGUGUAACUCCCAAGUACACAGCGUUUGGGUGAUUAGUCAGCGGUAUUCCAGCCCAGGGGAUGUUUAAUUUCUGCUUGGCUUCUCUGUGGCAUAGGUGAAAAGCUGUGACCUGUGUCUUGGUUGGGUUGGCACGAAGCUGGCUCUUACUGUAGUCAUCCAAGAGUUGCUCAGUGCAGAUGUCAGUGGCAAAGUCCUUCUCUUGUGACGUGAUGCAUAGAUCAUCAGCAUUUAUUGAGCUCCUCGUAUUACUGUAUGGGUUGGUCAUUGGUAUAUACGUUAAAAAGGAUCAGUGCUAGCAUGCUACCCUAUGGAAGGCCGUUUCAUUGUCAUCUCCAGCAUCUCCGUUCCUUGCACACUUCUACUUAAAUAUGUCUAUUCUCCAAAGGAGAUGGGUUGAGCUGCACUAGGUGGUAGCUGUGAGUCAUACUGUAGACUUGGCAAGUGGGUUUUGUUGGUUGACUGUGUCAUAUGCUGCCGAUAGGUCUACAAAUACAGCACCUGUUAUCAUCCCUUUCGUGAAUCUUGCUUCUAUAUGCUGGGUGAUGUUUAAUAUUUGGCUAGGUCAGGACUUGCCUGGUCCAAAUCUAGUUUGUUCUGGUGUUAGAUGCUGUUCAAUGUGAGUGAAAGGUGAUGGAGAAUAGAGGUGUUGGUUGUAGCUGUGUUGGUCUAAGGACAUAAGCAGAAAAGGUUCUGUGGGUAAAUCUGAUAUCUUUUAUUAGACCAACUAAAUAGUUGAAAAUUGUUUGAUUGAGAAUAGGGCAUUUGUAAAGCAGAUACAGAUGCCACAGAAGUGACACUGGCCUAUAGUUGUCUUGGCCGGAAGCAUCCUUCCCUGGUUUGGAAGAGGUAUCACAUGGACUUGUCACCGUAACACAGGUAUUCUGAAUAAUUGUUAAAGAGGCAUAAUACCCAUAACUUGGUUGCAGGACCAACGUGUUUGAUCUGCUCCAUGCACAUGUCAUCGAGACCAGCUGCUCUGCCGUUCGUCGAGUGACUUAUUCCAGCAUCAAGUUCAUCCAUCACGAAUAUUUACCACUCUGAAGUCAGUUGGUAAAGAGAGUAAAUAUACAGGACAGGAGGCAACCUCUCCCUGCAGCAGAGUGGAGGAAUGGGCUCGCUGCAGCAGGAGGCACCCUUGCCGUUUGGCUUCAUCUUCAGUAUCUGUCGUGGCGUGGACUCCCCGUAGACCUGUGCCCACCAGACACCGAUGCACGUCCCUCCUCUGAUCUUGCUGGAUUGACUAGCAAUCCUCCCACCGAUCGUUAGGAGAUGGGCAACGUUAUACACAGUGAAUCCCCAGCCUUCUUGCCUCCUCUUUUUGGGCAUUCUCUAACUCAUUUUAAAGCAGGUUUCCCAUUUGAAAUCAAUGGUGAGAGCCCCUCAGAAAUGGAAAACCUGACUCCCUUUCUACUUAAGUUGGUGUAAACCAGGAGUAGAGCCACUGGAAUCGAUAUUGUGAGACAGCCUUGCUGUUUUGCCUCUGGGAUUUUACGCUGUUCAGAGUAGAAACUGUCUAUAAGGUACCAAGUACAUAGUAAUAGUGAUUUGUGUUGCAACAACGCCGUACAGCCCCAGUACGGAGCAGGAAACCAUUGUGUCAGGAGCUGUACAAACAGAGCAAUGAGAAUGGUCCCAUGUCACUCUCACCUUAUUCCAGAUUUAUCUUCACUGCAGUCAGUGCAGCUAACCCGGGAUAAGCACGGAGAGGUGGCAUGUUGCGUUGGGUCAGAUCUAUUCUUAAAUCUAUUCCCCAACUCGUUUGAUGAGGUUUGGAUGGCAAGGAAAGCAGCAGAAUGGUUCAGCAGAGACAAACCCAAAAUGAAUGCUCAUGUAUUCGAUUGCCUAAGAAACAAAGAGUCUUAAAAGACCAGUUUUGCUUGCUGUUGACUUGUAGACAACUUCUGUACUCUUCGUAGACUACCUGAAUCUUGUACCGCAGACAUGCUGCCCAUGCGUAGAAGGUGGCAGAGCCUCGCGUUGCUGUUUUUGCACUGUAUAUUCCCUGUGAUGUUCCCUGGGCUCCGAGCGGGCCUGGUAUCGAUUGUCAGGAACCGUGAAUCUCCUAGUUUAUUAUGUUCGGGUGUUGUUUACAAAGUGGUGUGACACGAUAAUGUGAGAAACAGGAUCGGCUCCAGAAGGAGUCGGGAAGGGUCGAAUGCACUGGACUGUUUUGCAAAGCACCGUGUGUACUCAGAGUGUCUAAAAGGGCAGUGAUUUUGCACACCUGAGAUGUCAAUCGUAAAAUCAUAGAGAAGGAAAGGACCUCCAGAGGUCAUAUAGUCCAACCCCCUGUCUCAGGCAGGAUCAUCCAUGUCCAAGCCAUCCUACACAAUCCAUGAUCUAACCUCUUCGCAACACAAGACAUAUCACCAUAAAAUGCCACCCAUAAAGCAGGGGAGCCACAGCAGGGAGGGGCCCGAAGGCAGGUACUCAGCAGCUCCUCAGUGCUGGGCCCCUUUAACGCAUCUCAAGUUUGGUCUCCAAACACUGAAGCAGGAUCACCAGUCGCACUUGUUUUUCAAACAGUGCUGGGCCUCUGUUUAGGUGAUAAAACCCACAUAAAGACCAAUCCAACCUCUGCCCUCAAGGUCUUGUAAAUCCAGAGACGCUCCCCUGACUCCAGAGGACUUCUCUGCACCUGAGAUCAGAAUCUGGCUCAAGUCAAACCGCAGCAGGAUCAAGAUCGUACAUGCUCAGCAAAUGCAUAGACUUUGCUCUUUGUACAGUAGUAGAAAUUAAAAGCAUGGCACCAGGAGACUGAUAGCGCAUUAGUACUGUUUAUUAGGACAGCAAAUUGUGCCAAAAAGAAUACACACAACAGCUAAUGAUAACAUUAUGCACAUUCAUUUAAUAGCUAAUUAAUCUCUCUGACUUUCCUAAUAUACAAAAGGAACCUGGAAUCUGUGAGAAUGACACAGCCAUUUGCAUUUAUUAUUUCCUAUAAUUGGGGAAGUGGGAGAAAUGGGAAAAAAAAACACAUCAAGUUGUUCACCUCUGCAGAUAAUAAUAAUGAGAUGAUCAUCUCCUGUAGUUUUUAAUUAGAAAUGUGGCAGUUAAUUGAUUUCUUGGGCAUGUUAAUUAAGAAAUAAUGAGGACCAGGUUGCAGCAAAAGAAGUCAGUGAGAAGUUUGAUUCCCUGGUGGAAGAGGUGUUUGUGUCGCGUGCUCCUCCAGCCGGCUGGUUGUCACCUGGAGCUCGGGAGGGCUAUGGGGGUACGAGCGUGUCCUGGACCCUGACGUACUGACUCAGAAUAUCUUUUCCAGUGGAGAAGCAGCAGGAGGGAGAAUGAGGGCAGAAGAUUUCCGUAGAGCUGCUCUUGGCCACUGUCCUGAAUGAGCAGUUUCCAGCUCCUUAGGGGCCCAAGCAGGCGCAAGCCUCGGUGUUGGCUCCGGGGGCGUCUGCAAGGCAAGUCCGCCGGUCUAGACAGAGGCCUGGACACCCAGAGCAAACCUUCUCCUUAGCCACAGGGUCUUCCCGUCUUCCUAUCCCGCUUUCCUCCGCCGGCCGCAGCCGGAGGUCAUGAGCCCACCUUGAGGCCGGUGACAAAUUCAUGUCGCCUAUCACAUACACAUCCAGCCAGAUCCCCAGCGGGUGAAAAUCAGGACGGCUCCACGAGCCCCAGCGGGACUUUGCGUGUGUGCAGCAGCUGAGACGCUGGCCCGCAGAGUUCCCGUUACAGCUACAUCGGGACUCGCAAGCAAUAACGCCAGUCGGUCACGUGGCGACAAAAUCUCGCGGCUAAGAGAGCACGCUGCAAAGUGCUAACCUGCUGCAUGCUUCAUCCAGCCCGGGCACAAAAUCGGCUUGCCUGGCAUGGGAGCUGGGCAGUCCAAGGCUAGGUAAGAGGUUGCUGCUAGUCAGCCUCGCACCUGCUGCCUGUCACAGCUUCUGGCCUCUAGUUCCCCACGCUUCCUCCCUCCAGCGAAACAACCUCGCUGGGUUCUUGUCCAUCGCAAUAGAGAUGUAGCUUCUUUGUGCUCAAUUUGAGCCGUGUCUUUGGGGACCAGGCCAGGAUCCUCGAGCUUCUCCGGCCGUCUCUUCUAUUUCUGGGCUCGUCUCCUAUUCGUAGGGCGUCUCAUUAACUAGAGCCCAGUCCCACAACUCAGGCAAAACUCCGGUUACUCAGUGGUUACUUGUCGCUUCUUGCCUGCACUUAAGAGCACGAGCGCUACAGAGCAGGGCCAGGUCCCCCCAGGAUGUAAAUUAACCUCGCUCUGUUGACUGCAUCAGAGCAAUGCCACCCACUGAGGAUUUGGUCCUGUGCUUGUCUCCCCUUUUCUGCAAAGCACGACGCACGCUUACGGUGCUAAGUGAAUAAUGAUCACCAUGCCGGUGAAGCCCGUGGGAGUUCUGCCUCAGCAAGGACUGUAGGAAGUCACUUCCAGCCCCCUCCGUCUUCCUGAUCUACUGAACCCACUUUUCCAACACAGCGUAGAAAGAUUUUAAAUAACCCAGAGCAGGUAGGGGGCACGCCCCGUUUCUGGUUUUAUGUCCGCAACACAGAAGAUAACUACACCACGGACACAACUGUACAAAACCGACCUUGUAGAGCACUGUAGAUCUCAGGGUAACAUCGAUACCACACACCAAGGUAGACGUAGCUGUCUCUUUCUUUACCCCUUUCUUUUAAAAGCUUGUGACCAAGAACUCAAGUUCUGUGACGUGCCACUCGCAGGCAUUCGGGGAGUUUCUGGGUGCUGUCGGGCAUAUUACAGGGAGAGCUUCCCCGCAGUGACGCUGAGAACAGAUCUCGUUAAACUACCACAAAACUAUUGCUAAGGGGGCAGCUGUGCCAAGGAACUAGCCUGAUUGGGAAUCACUUACUGGUGUCGUGGGUGCACAAGAAGUGAUUUCCCACGAGUCCUGACAGUGCUGGUUAUUUACAGACCCUGAAUUCUCUCUGGUUUCCUUUCAGAAAUGCCUUUUUUUUUUUUCUUCAUGUUUUGUAAAUGGUGUCCUCAUGUAACCUUAACCUGUCUGACAAAAUCGCUCUCCAGCUCCCCAGCCACUCCAGUCUGAAUGCACCUUAUAAUUGUAUUGAAUGGCAAACUGUAAACCAUAAGAAACACAGGGGUAUUACCUUUCCAAAAUGUCACUUGUCUUCCAGCCGUUAUUACGAUGUAACUUUACAAGCACAUAUACCUCUGUCAACUUCGAUCGACUUUGAAAUGCGCACAGUGUCUUUUUAACCUUCUCAAUAGAUUUAUCGAUCACAACACUUUAUGUAACACUUCUAAAUGUCUGGAAUAAAAGCGAAUGCAUUUAAAGGA
Alligator mississippiensis (American alligator) is the source of this 13895-nucleotide messenger RNA. RefSeq names its product sideroflexin 5 (gene SFXN5). The coding region runs from base 50 to 1027 and encodes 325 amino acids. Gene Ontology annotation, molecular function: monoatomic ion transmembrane transporter activity; citrate transmembrane transporter activity. The transcript is spliced from 14 exons. Gene Ontology annotation, cellular component: mitochondrial inner membrane. The record is from RefSeq and is a predicted model, not a curated record. NCBI's taxonomy places the organism in Eukaryota, Metazoa, Chordata, Crocodylia, Alligatoridae. Gene Ontology annotation, biological process: monoatomic ion transport; citrate transport; mitochondrial transmembrane transport.